This is a messenger RNA of Ixodes scapularis (black-legged tick), 3063 nucleotides long. RefSeq lists its product as uncharacterized. Lineage: Eukaryota; Metazoa; Arthropoda; Arachnida; Ixodida; Ixodidae. The transcript has 9 exons. The record is from RefSeq and is a predicted model, not a curated record. Bases 247 to 1125 code for a protein of 292 amino acids.
GUGGGGGAGGGGUCCGGGGUUUGAGGACCGCGCUGCGAGUCUCGGAGUUUUGUGGCGCGCGUGCUGGUCGGUUCUGCAGCGUGCCGGAGUCAUGAACCGGUCGCGGCCGCGCUGCGUUGGCUCCGGAAGACGAAGUUGCGGACACCGAAGGAACGUGGCGUUCGAUCAGUGACCGACACGCGAGAAGGAAAGUGAAGACCCAGUGUUGCCAGCGUCGUCUUGGACGAACGUUGCAUCCCCUUUUUGAUGGCUAUCCUCAAGUCAUGUUGUUGCUGGAAGACGCUCCGCAGCGGGAGUGUUGCCUGUGGCAUCUACACGUUGUUUCUCUACUCCGUCAUCAUGGUUGCGGGAAGCUUCCACGUUCAUACUGUCGUCGAGCAUCCAGUUCUCCUCACGUUUGCCCUGCUCAUGGUGUUCCUCUCAGCCGCCUGCGCCGUGUCGUCCGUGGUUCUCCUGCUCGGAUUGUGGGCGAACAACCGCACACUUUUGCUGCCUUGGCUCCUCUCCAUUUCGCUCACCACGCUGCUGGAUGUCAUCGUGCUCUUCUACCUGACGGCAGAGUCGGAGUUCAACCCGUUCUUUGCCGUGCUGUUUGUUGUAGAUGUGUUCAUCGCUGUUCUAAACGUGUAUUGUCUACUCUGCGUCUCUUCCCAGUACCAGGAGUACAAGCAUGGCAGAGGAAGGACUGUCCGCUUUCACGGAGAGUUUCAGGACCCUAUGAAGAGGCCGAGGUCUCAGAAGCACCCGGACGCAGACGGCAACUACUCGCCGACAAAGCCUUCGAUCUUCAUCGGCGACGACUUGGUCUCCUCGUCCAUCACCAAGCUGAGCACGAGCACAACACGAAGGUCGUCCGCGCUCAGUUCGUGCAAGCUGACGCCGAUCAAGGAGGAGCAGGCGACGCGAGCGCGACCCAACGGCCUGGGCGACACCCUACACCAGAGCCUGGGCGCCACGGAGAGCGGGGAGUCGCUGUCCCACGUGUACCUGGUCCCCCCGAGGCACAGCCCCGUCGAGCUGGACGAAGACCAGGAUGAGGACAGCAGCAGGGGAGCCUCGCAGAACUCAGACUCGGGCCCCGUCUCCCAAGUGGUCACCGACGACGGCGAGAAGUGGAACAUCUGACGGUGUAUCAAGCCUUAAAAACUCCUCAACCGGAAAAGACGAUGACGCCGUCGUUUACCCGAGAAAAACAGUAAUAAAGUCUAAAGAGAGCUAGAAUGACGACGGCGGACGAGGACACAAAGCCGCGGUGCCUUACGCUUCCCGACGAAGGUAUCAGGGACGACAGAACCCAGCCGACGAGAUCCUGCCCAAGACUGCAACUUUCCCAGAAGAGCUUUUCCACGCCCUUCCCCUAUCGCCGACUACCGACCGUUUGGCGCCAAAAAGCAGUGUAAAACUUUUAUGACUGUUGAUUUCUGUCCCAUCAGCUAACGGCGUUUUAGAUGUAUAUUUGUUUUUAUUGGCAGUUGGUUAUGUUGGGGUUCAACGGGUAGUUUUAGCGUCUGCGAUAAAAAUAUAGGUAAAAAUAAGUUUCGUGUUUUCUUUUAUAGAAAUAUAUCUUUUCGCCUUUCGAUGUCACAGAGCAAUGAUGUGACGCCGAGCGUCGGCAAAUAAGUAAUAAAAUUAGAAAAAACAAAAAUGACGACGACCCAUAUAUACGUGUUGGACUGGAGCUUCGAAUGUGUUUUCUUUUCAAAUGUGCGACUUUAUAUGUCUAGACCAUGUAUGGCAUCUCACUUUUAUUGGAUGUGUUACACAAUACCAAAACCUUUCCGUACCAAAAAAAAAGAUAUAUAUUUAUUUUCGAAAAAAAAGUAUGUUGAAUUUCGUAUUUUUAGCCUCUUCUCGCAUUGGAACUUGUGUUUCCCUAAACUAACUUUAACUGGAAAUAACGACAUUGUACUUGUUAGAUACCUUUUUGGUUAAGCUUUCAUUGGAUGUAUAAUUUUUGCCAUAGCAUUGAACGUAACAAGAAUUGAUGUCAUCCGAACAACGUUAAAUUGAUUAUCAAAAAACAUAGAUUCUGAAUUUUAAAAAUAAUAAAUCGAAAUAAAAACAUAACUUGUGGCCAGUUUUUGUUUUCCUCCAAAAUAAAAACGAUGUACAAAGUUUACUGGUGGUACAAAAUGCAUUUCAGCCUGGCGAAGCGCCCAAAAGUUUGACCUGUGACGAUCGCCGAAAUUUCACAAUCCGUCUUUGGUCCUUUCAAAGUCAAAAACCGAAGAGCUGAACAUCUGCUGCAAAAAAGCUUUCAGUUUUGUUCUAGUUAAGAGUUGGCCCAGCUUAUAUAUUUUCUGAAAUGUUUUUGUAUCAUCCACUUUUUUUUUCUUGCUCGAUUUGAAAUUAAAUCGCUCAUAUGAUAUAUUCUCUAAGUCGUGCUUGCUGAUGACAUACCAACUUCUCCAACCGGGAUGCUAAAUAUCUUUAAAAAAAAAAAAAAAAAAAAAAACUUUAUAAUGCAUUAAUAUUUACUAGUGUGACCUUCCAUUCAAAAGGAUGACGAGGCCUUCACGUUUUUCAAACACACCAAAUGAUGCUGGUUAUUUUACGUGAAUUCCUAAAUUAAAGCUGUUAAUCUGGAACAGGCAUUUAGUGUUAAAGUUGGGAAACACUUUCGAGUUACCCGACGGGUGCUUUCUCACAAUGGGCAAUGUUCGAGAUGUAGUUUUCUGUUAUAUGUGUUUAAAAUCACAAAAAUACACUUCACUAUAUGAUAGAAAUAAAAAGGGACAUUUUAUUACAUUAAAAAAAAUUAAUCCCGAGAGGUCAGGAUUCUAUCAAAGCUCAAGUCGUUUGGUAUAACCGUUCAUCUGUUUGUCAUUACGUACCGUUCUGAGGCACACAAGUUCAGAGAAUACUUGAUCACACCGGGGUAAGUAAUAUUUUUUUUAAUAUAAUUCCAAAUUGAAAUGAAUCUUCAAAGUUACCGCUGUCAGGCAGUACCACAGGGCGUUCAAGUCGCAAACUAGUUAUGGUAGUCCGUGAGAUAGGCACACCUUUAUUGUACAGUUACCACAAUGUUCAGUCAACGCCGAGACAUCGGGUGACCUGCUUCUU